Perkinsus marinus ATCC 50983 is the source of this 2996-nucleotide messenger RNA. RefSeq lists its product as hypothetical. Gene Ontology annotation, cellular component: membrane. Gene Ontology annotation, biological process: transmembrane transport; monoatomic ion transport. NCBI's taxonomy places the organism in Eukaryota, Perkinsozoa, Perkinsida, Perkinsidae. Bases 1 to 2766 code for a protein of 921 amino acids. The transcript has 5 exons. Gene Ontology annotation, molecular function: chloride:monoatomic cation symporter activity. The record is from RefSeq and is a predicted model, not a curated record.
AUGUGGGGCGUUCUCAUAUUCCUGAGGUUCUUCUACGUAGUCGGCAAUGCUGGUGUUGGCGAGGCAUGCUUGGCCGUGGUCCUCUCCUUCAUCGUAGCUUUCUGUACAACCUCUUGCCUCAGUGCUAUUGCCUCAUCUGGCGGUGUGGUCUCUGAGGGUGGCCCUUAUCAUAUGCUAUCGAGGUCCCUAGGGGCAUACGCUGGGGCUAGUGUUGGUAUUACCUACUACCUUGGCUUUGCUCUCCUAGGUGUACUAGAGUCUGUUGGUGCUAUUGAUGCAUUGGCUAUGGCUGUCCCCGAUCUCAUCAGCAUACCCGGGUAUCACCAAAUAUUCGGUGGAUCUCUGGUCCUUAUCUUAAACGUAGUGGUCUGGGGUGGUAUCCACGUAGUCACCAAACUCGGGGUCUUCUUCGUGGUGGUAGUAUCUCUGACCAUCCUCAUGUUUUAUGUUGGGAUAUUCGUGUCACCACAGAGUGAGGCUAUACAAUUGGCUGGUGUCACCGGUCUCAGCGCAUCGACCCUUGGCAACAACCUUGGGCCCUCUUACGAUGAUGGUGUUCGCUUUGGUACAGUGUUAUCGAUAGUUUUCCCGUGCUUCACUGGAAUAUUAUCGGGAGCUAAUCGUGCUGAUGUCCUACGAGAUCCACCCAAGAACAUCAGAAAUGGCACUUUUGGAGCUAUCACGAUUUCCCUCUUCAUGUACUUAUCUUUCAUGUUCCUUUGGGGUGCUGUAGCCACUAGUGACUAUCUCAAGCAUGGUCCUCCUGCUGCUGCUACUCAUCUUCGUCGACUCGUAGGAGUUGAUAAUGAGGAGGCUAGGACGAUCGUUGGGCAGAUCGUAUGGCCCCAUAGGAUACCAGCAUACGUUGGUAUAUUCAUCUCAUCGGUAUCGCAGGCUCUUCAGUGCUUCACAGUGGCGCCUAGGCUCAUGCAGUCCAUUGCUGCUGAUAACCUGCUGCCUCUACUAAGGCCUAUAAGCGUACUCAAUCGUAAACGAGAGCCGGCCAGGGGGAUUCUGGUCACCGCAAUUUUGUCUAUUGCUCUCUCUAUGAUUGGAAAUCUCGAUCUGAUAGCACCACUUCUGACGAUGUGCUUCCUGGUCUGCUAUGCCUUUAUGAAUGUGUCAUGCUUGAUGCUCACCUUACUCAAAUCACCGACAUGGAGGCCCGCUGGAAUCUUUAGGAAGCGCUUCCGGUUGUGGUAUAUAAUCUCAUCAUUCGUGGGUGUUGUCGCUUCCCUCGCGGUGAUGAUAAUAGUAUCUGUUUAUUGGACCAUCGGCGUAUUGGUUCUGGCAGCGCUACUUUAUCUCUAUCUCGAUUGGGUAGGAGCCGAAGCUGAAUGGGGCAGUGGCUUCGCUGGUUUACGUUAUAACUUCGCCCUGGCCGCCUUACUAGGGCUACAGGAGAAAAUUCACAAUAGAAUCAAUUGGAGACCUCAGGUCCUUGUGCUAUAUCAAGCUGGUUGCGAUGCUGCUUAUUCGGAUGAAGAUCAGGAGGAGCACACCCACUCGGGGGCGCGCUGUCAUGAUCUGCUUCGUUUCUAUGGUCAAAUGAGGAAGGGCCGCGGCAUGUGUAUAGCCUCGGCCAUAGUCGUAGAUGGUGACGAUAAGAGGGUCGCGGCUGAGAGGAAACGGGUUGCCGAAGUGAUGGCUAAGGAGUCUUUACAGGGCUUUGCAGAUGUCGUUGUAGCACCAUCAUUUGGGGAGGGUUCAUCGUAUGCAGUGCAGUUAGCUGGAAUUGGAGGUCUACGGCCCAACUCGGUCCUCUUGUCCUGGCCCUCGGACUGGCAGGGCCAUCCUGAUGCUGCAUAUGAGUUCGUACGGCUACUACAGUUUGCCACCAAUACAGGGAAGGCGAUCAUGUGUGUUAAGAACAUAUCGUUUAUGCCUGUGGGGGAAAGGGCCAUACCUAUGAACGGCACGAUAGAUGUAUGGUGGAUGAUCCAUGAUGGAGGCUUCCUACUACUAUGUGCUCACUUCCUCAAACAGCAUAAAGUGUGGAGAGGAUGUCAGGUUAGGGUGUUGCUGGUCAUGGAGCACGCGGACGAUGAGGCAACAGAAACUGCCAAGAGUAAUUUGAGGAAAUUGCUGAGGGCUCAUAAACUACUAGAUGAUGUCGUCAUUGAAGUCGUGGUCCUAAACGAUGAUGCUAUGAUAGAACCUUAUACCUAUGAUUGGACGAUUAAGGUCACCAACAGAGGGGAAGACUUUGCGGCCAAGGAGAUGGGCUUCAAAAGACAAAAUACUCUCCCGACCAGUCUAGAUGAUCUCUUCAAUGGAGUACUUCCAGGGGAGCAGCACCAAGUGGCCUCCAGUCUGCCGCAUCACCCCUCCCGACAGAAACGUCGUGUACCAACCAUUAAGGCCUUCGAUGAGGAACUCGAAUGGAGCAACGAAUCAGAUCUUUUGUCCAACGUUCACAAUAAGAUUCAAGAGCGUCGAAGCUACAUGGACCGCCUAGCACAAGUCAACGCCUUCAGUUCGAACUCCCAAUCCGGCAAUUCCCUCAAGGUCCCGUCUGGAGCUGCUUCCCAGCGUCAACCAGUGGCUCAUCCUAACAGCGCAAGGCCGUACAUGAGGAUGAACGCAAUGAUAGCGGAGCGAAGCAAAGACAGUGCUUUGGUGAUGAUGAAUAUGCCGGAUAUAUGGUCAACGGAGACUCAGAAGGAUUGUGCCUCCUAUAUGGCCUAUUGCGACUGUCUUACCAAGUCGCUUGAUCGGGUUUUGUUACUACACUCUACUGGAAUGGAGGUCUUCACUCGCUUUUGAUAGUCAUUCGGCACCACGGGAAUUGUGUUAAUAUCUGUAAACAUUAUUUUCGAUCAUUUCUUGAGGUCUUGUCGCGAAGAGCCAUCUCUCGUGCUGGGCCUCGAUGACAAUAGUAGAGUCUUUGUUGUUAUGUUAUUCAUGCUUUAAGAAGCGGCAUUAUUAGGCUUUUCAGAACUAUUAUCGAAUGAAGCUGUUGUAUCAUUAUCAUCAUCAGCCCUCAAGAGGCCGAA